CGGCCGGGGCUCCGCGCGGGCCCAGUCAUCAAGCACCCAUCGGGCGUCUGCAGUAUCUGCACGGUCUCGCGUGGUUGUCACUCCCCUCCCCCCUCCCUCCCCUCCCCCCCCCCGGGCCUCAGCCCCCCGGGAGCCAGACGCGACUGCCCGGCGGCCCCGAGCGGCCCACGUGGGUGUAGCGGCUCGCCCGCGGAAAUCCGGUCAGUCACCGGAGGGGAGCGCCUGCCCUCGGGGAGCUUCCCGUCUAAAGUGCCCGGGGGGAGGGAGAAGAGACUCCAGAGAGCCCGGCCCGCCCCCACGCUGCCUCGCUGCGAAUGGCCCUCGGGCUUCCCGGGGAGUGAGUGACCCGCUGGCCGGCGCAGACACGCGGGCCUGCGCGACUGAAUGGGGAAUUUUCACAAUCAUUCCGGAAAAUUCAGAACCUUCUUAGAAUAAUUCAGGAAAUUGUCCUGAAAGAAAUGCCAAGGGUCAGAGGGUAAAUGUCCGGAAGAUGGUUGGGAUGAAAGUACUAUUGAGCUGUUUCUCCACGAACUUGCCAUUAUGGAUAGUAACAAUUUCCUGGGCAACUGUGGUGUGGGAGAAAGGGAAGGUAGAGUAGCGUCUGGGUUAGUUGCCCGUCGACAUUACAGGUUCAUUCAUGGGAUUGGAAGAUCAGGUGAUAUUGCUGCUGUGCAACCCAAAGCCGCAGGGUCUAGCCUUUUGAACAAAAUAGCCAAUUUAUUAGUUCUGGACAUCCUAAGGCUGGCUGGUGUUCGUUCAGUGGCUGACUGCUUUGUUGUGCCAAUGGCAACUGGUAUGAGUCUAACCCUGUGUUUCUUGACAUUACGGCACAAGAGACCAAAGGCAAAGUAUAUUAUUUGGCCACGGAUAGAUCAGAAGUCCUGCUUUAAAUCCAUGGUCACUGCAGGUUUUGAACCUGUGGUGAUAGAGAAUGUGUUAGAAGGUGAUGAGUUACGCACAGACCUGAAGGAAGUGGAAGCUAAAAUAAAGGAGCUUGGGGCUGAUAACAUUCUUUGUCUUCAUUCUACUACAUCCUGUUUUGCUCCAAGGGUGCCUGAUAAACUGGAAGAACUGGCUGUGAUCUGUGCUAAUUAUGAUAUUCCACAUAUAGUCAACAAUGCAUAUGGAGUACAAUCUUCAAAGUGUAUGCAUCUUAUACAACAGGGUGCUCGAGUAGGUAGAAUAGAUGCUUUCGUUCAGAGCUUGGACAAAAAUUUUAUGGUUCCAGUAGGUGGUGCUAUCAUUGCUGGCUUCAGUGAUGCCUUCGUUCAAGAAAUCAGCAAGAUGUAUCCAGGAAGAGCCUCAGCUUCCCCAUCUUUAGAUGUUGUUAUUACUUUACUAUCCCUGGGAUCAAAUGGCUAUAAGAAGCUAUUAAAAGAAAGAAAGGAAAUGUUUUUAUAUUUAUCCAGUGAAGUAAAAAAACUAUCAGAACUUCACAAUGAAAGACUGUUGGAUACAUCUCAUAAUCCUAUAUCUCUAGCUAUGUCCCUUACGACAUUGGAUGAGCAAACCAAUAGAGCUGUCACGCAGCUUGGUUCUAUGCUGUUUACCAGACAAGUGUCUGGAGCCAGGGUUGUGCCUCUGGGGAUUGUCCAAACUGUGAGUGGCCACACUUUCAAAGGCUUUAUGUCACAUGCAAAUAACUAUCCUUGUGCUUACCUCAAUGCUGCCUCAGCAAUUGGAAUGAAAAAACAAGAUGUAGAAUUGUUCAUAAAAAGGCUUGAUAAGUGUUUGAAGUCAGUGAGAAAAGAAAAAAGCAAAGAGAGUCAUGGUGACAGUGCAGUUGAUAAUUGUAACAUCACUGAAGAUGUGAAUAUCCAGGAGAUGGCCUUAAAUCUGGAUAAUGCAGUUGUUCUUGAUGAAGGCAACGGAGUUUAUUCCUGACAUUUGUAAUUUUUCACUUAUUGCUUGAAAAAAAUUUUAAAGAUAUAAUUCCUUUGAAAAUGGUUAAUGUACUUGAAUAGAGUGAAUUCAGUUAGCAAGUGGUUAUAUUAUUUUGGUUUGGAGCUGUUUGAUAAUUAUACCUCAAUCUUUAUAAUCUUCCACAGAAUAAAAUACACUAUAACAUUUUUCUAAUUGAAAACUAGUCAGCUAUGCACUUUUAUUCAAAUGGUCCUUACUAAUAUAAGGAUAAUAAAAUUGCCUAUAAUUCUUUUUAAAAUAUUUGAACUGUUUUUUUUUUUUUUUUUCUUGAUUGUGCUCCAUCAUUAUAUAUAUCCUCUGUUUGUCUUAUUGUGUGAUUCAUAUUUUGGUUGAUAAAUAGACAUGUCCUAAGGAAGGUUGAUUAAAAAUACUGUUUAGUUUGUUUUUAUUAAAAUAAAGAGCUUUUCAAGAAAUGGUGAAUUUUUCAAAUUUUCUGUGGUAACUUUAGCUAUCUAGUUUUGCUCUUUAAUGAAAUACUUCCCUAUGGCUUCACCGUGUGCUGAAGUGACCAACCGCAGGAUUUGAGUGAGAAUCAGGAGGCCUUUCUUUUCAUCCCAAAUUUGUCACUGUCUAAUUGUAUAAUCUUGAGCAAGUCAACCACCUUCUGGGCUUCAGUUUCUAUCUCUGCAAAGAUUGGAUGAUAUUUAAGAUCCCUUUUUAUCCUAAAAUUCACUGAUUCCAGAUUCCUUGAACCUUUAUUUUGACAUAUGAGAAGCAGAAGUGAUGGUCAACAUGAAUGGCUCCAAAAAUGCAUUUUUAUUAAAGCAAUUUUUAAAAUGCAUUUGCAUAUGCUUUCCUUGAAGCUCAUGAUGAUAUUUGAUCUUUCAUAUCUAGCUGCUGUACUGUGCUAUGCUUACAAAAUCUUUUGGGGCACAACCAACACUGGGAUUGAUUAACUGAAGCAUAAUUGGGUAUGUGCAUCUGCUGGGGUAGAAAAUGAUAUAAUGUGAAAAUAGUUGCUUCUCUUGGGAAGGUAUGCCUGAAAUUCUUUGACUUAAUAACUAUGGUAUAUGUAAGUCAUUUGGCUUAUGUUUCACAUAGAUCAAAAUGCCAGACAAACUCCCAAUUGAGAUUUGACUAUACCUUUGAUUUUAUGAUUGCAUCUUCUUUGAUUGAUUUGGCUAAUUAAACUUAUUUUAAAGAGAGAAUUUUCUGGUAUCUGGGCUUACAUGAAGCAUUAAACUUUCAUUCUGUUGUCAAACAUCAGCUACGACUUAACACCAGUUUCACUAAAUGUGAAAGGAAUAUUUUAUAAACAAAUGUAAUGAUAUUUAAAAAAUCUUGGUAGUUAUGUGCAUUCUUCUCUAAAACUCUUAAUUAGGAAAUGUUAUAUUUCAAGCAUUACAUUCAUUCCUGUGUUUUCAUUGCAAAUUAUGUUUUAAAUUUGAACAAUAUUUUUAAAAUUAAAUUUACUUUUGAAAUUUUGACUCAUUUCGUAAAAGUUGAAUAUUCAUGAAUAAAAACAUUGUGCAGUGAUCAUGUUUUUUUUUUUAAUUUUUACUAUUUGAAAUGAGAUUAUAGGACAAAUAAAAAGCCAUCCAGAUGCAACAAAAUCUCUAGAGCCUAAGAAAGGAAAUUAAGUAGUGAUGCAAAUGUAAAUGCUGGCAUUGCAGCUUAAUAUCCAUGUAAGCCAAAAUUGUUUUAUAGAAAAAGUCAUCUGUAUUGUAUGAUCAUCAUUUAGCUUAAGAAAGGGUAGAGCCCAGAGACUAGCAAAUGUUUUCAUCUGCAAUGUAUCAGCAGUUCUUAGGCUUCAGCUGCUGAACAGAUCAUAAUACUAAUUGAAGAUAAAUUACAUGAACCCACAUAUAAAUGAUAGAUAUGGUAUAACAUUUCUGUUCUUAAUGUAUAAAGUUUGAGUUGCUAUUUUUAUUAUCCCUUUGUAAAAAAGUUUUAGAUUUCUGGCCCUAAAACAUCUUUGUGAUUUGGGGCAUGUGUCUAGCCCCCCCCCCCUCCCC
Sarcophilus harrisii (Tasmanian devil) is the source of this 3878-nucleotide messenger RNA. RefSeq names its product Sep (O-phosphoserine) tRNA:Sec (selenocysteine) tRNA synthase (gene SEPSECS). Bases 541 to 1884 code for a protein of 447 amino acids. The transcript is spliced from 11 exons. The record is from RefSeq and is a predicted model, not a curated record. Gene Ontology annotation, biological process: conversion of seryl-tRNAsec to selenocys-tRNAsec; selenocysteine incorporation. NCBI's taxonomy places the organism in Eukaryota, Metazoa, Chordata, Mammalia, Dasyuromorphia, Dasyuridae. Gene Ontology annotation, molecular function: tRNA binding; O-phosphoseryl-tRNA(Sec) selenium transferase activity.